UCAUGCGCCGUGGAUGACGUCAGUUCCUUUCAAGAUGGCCGGGCAGAGGAGGAGUUUGAUGCAAUCUGAGCAGCAACAAAGCUGGACCGAUGACCUCCCUGCAUGUCGGCUAUGUGGUGUGGGCACGGCCACCAACUGCACGUAUGGGCCAGAUGGAAAGGGAAUAGAGGAGCAUGCCAAUGAAGACGGGUAUCUUCGCUUCCGGGGGGACAAUGGCUGCUUUCUGUAUGGCGUUUUCAAUGGGCAUGAAGGGAACCGUGUAGCCAACUUUGUCUCGCAGCGUUUGGCAGCUGAAUUGCUGCUUGGCCAGCUGAGCUCCAGCCAUACAGAUGCUGAUGUCCGCAAAGUCCUGCUCCAGGCAUUUGAUGUAGUAGAAAGGAGCUUUUUCGAGUCAAUUGACGAUGCUCUGGCCGAAAGGGCUAAUUUGCUGUCUCAGCUUCCCGAGGGUGUACCUCUUCACCAGCUCCCACCACAGUAUCAAAAGACCGCAGAGGGGAUCAGCAUUCUUGAGCGUGAGAUUUCAGGAGGUGCCACAGCAAUGGUGGCUCUCAUACUGAACAACAAGCUCUACAUUGCCAAUGUGGGAACAAACAGAGCCCUGCUCUGCAAGUCAUCAAGUGAUGGGCAAAACCAGGUGAUCCAGAUUGGGAUGGGACACACCACAGAGAACGAAGAUGAGCUCUUCCGUUUGGCUCAACUUGGACUGGACUCUGCUCAGAUUAAGCAAGCUGGCUUGAUUGGUGGCCAGAAUAGUACCAGGAGAAUAGGUGAUUAUCGAGUGAAAUACAGCUACAGCGACAUAGACCUACUAAGACCUGCAAAGUCCAAGCCAAUUAUAGCAGAGCCAGAGAUCCAUGGGGGGCAGUCAUUGCAAGGUGUGACAGGGUUCCUGCUACUUAUGUCUGAUGGAUUAUACAGAGCUUUAGAAACUGCUCAUGGACCAGAACAGGCAAACCAGGAGAUUGUGUCAAUUGUGGCAGCUGAAUGUGCCCAGCAGAACUCGCUGGAUGCCGUAGCACAGGCAGUGGUAGACAGGGUGCGCAAAGUACAUCAUGAAACGUACCUCAGUGGAAGAGAACGCGCCAAGUUCUGUACCCGCCAUGAGGACAUGACGCUGCUAGUAAGGACCUUUAACUACCAGCUGGGGGGUGAGGCUAGCGAUCCUGCCCUCACACCAACACAAGGUGGUAGAAUCUACCCAGUGUCUGUCCCAUACUCUAAUAACCAGAGUACCAGCAAGACCAGUGUCACCUUGUCUCUUGUUAUGCCUUCUCAAGGGACCAUGAUGAAUGGAAGCCAUACCAACUCCACCUUGGAUGAGAUCACUCCCACCCUCACCAAUCAAAGCCCCACCGCCACCUUGCAGUCCAACAACACCCAGACGCAAAGUAGCAGCUCCAGCUCGGGGGAUGGCAGUCUGUUCAGACACCGUGGAAGCCAAGCUUUGCAGCCUGACGAAAACGGACGGGUUGAGCCCUACGUUGACUUCUCCGAGUUUUACCGCCUCUGGAGCAAUGAACACCAAGAUGCCUCUGCCAUUGUUUUGGGACCACAGUGACCUUAAGUAGGAAUGACGAUGGAUUCUGCAGGUUCGAUCUUAAGUGUGGCUCCAUGUAAAGUUUCAGUCAAUCUCAAACCUCAGACGUCCAAGCUGUUCUCUUGUGCAUGUCCUCAUGCAAGAGCCAUGCCUUUGGUUGCAAUUCUUGCAUUGUCAGGGCCAUGGCUCCACCUUACACAGACAAAUAAGGUGCACAGGUAGAAGAUCUUCACUUGCACCUUGUGGUUCAGUGUGAUCAAGGGUAAGACUGUGAUAUCCUAAAAACACUGUGUCAUGACUUCAGCCAUAUGCAAGAGUGCCUUUCAGUUACCGUAACCGAAAUCGAUACCCCGGGCCCAAAGUAUGUCCUUUCCUGUAUCCUGUUUGUAAUGCUUGCAGACUCAUUUUAAACCAUAGAACCAGAAGGCGCAUGUCUCGUAACCAGAACAAAACCAAGAUGUCAGCCACACACUGGACUUAGAAAUGCCAGCAUGUCAACUCGGCAGCGCUUUUGUAUUACUUGGGCAAAAACUCCCAGAUUGCAGCCUUUCUGUCGUCCCAGAGUUAACACAAUUUUAAGAAAGUGUGUUUAUGAAGGAGGGUUAUCCUGACCACAUCUAAAAGAUGUUGUUUUUUUUUUUUUCGAGGGAUGAGAGCUGAAACCACAGGGGCAGGAUUUGCCUUUUUAAAGGUGUAGUAUGGUUGGGGUACCCAGAACAACGCCAACCAAAAAAGAUUUAAGUUGGAAUGUCCCAGCGGGUCUGUUAAUUGGAAAGUGGUAGGUAUUUAUGAGCGCUAAUGUAAUUGUUUCUGUGAUGUGCUUCUGGGUAAAGGUAAGCAUUCACCCUUGUCCAUACUUCAGAGAUAGUGUCAUCUGGGUGAGCUCCCAUCUAGACAACUGGCCCGUUUUAUAACUAAACUUAAGUAGAGUGUCCGUGUGGAAUCCCAUGAUCUCUGUUGCACUGUGAUGCCCACUAGAUGAACGGUACAAUCAUGCCUCAUAUUCUGUGUUCUGGAUUCAUUCCUUCUAUUUGUUUUAAGUCUCUAUUAUGGCUUUGUUUUGCACUGCAAUUGCAAAUAUAAGCUUAAAAAAAA
Messenger RNA from Polypterus senegalus (gray bichir), 2632 nucleotides. It is a transcript of the gene tab1, whose product is annotated as TGF-beta activated kinase 1/MAP3K7 binding protein 1. Lineage: Eukaryota; Metazoa; Chordata; Cladistia; Polypteriformes; Polypteridae. The record is from RefSeq and is a predicted model, not a curated record. Gene Ontology annotation, molecular function: protein serine/threonine phosphatase activity. Gene Ontology annotation, cellular component: cytosol. Gene Ontology annotation, biological process: protein dephosphorylation. The transcript has 11 exons. The coding region runs from base 14 to 1558 and encodes 514 amino acids.